AUGUCAAGCAAGGCCCUGCGGGGCUCCUGGGCACAGAGGUCUUUUUGUACCCCAUUUCUUAGAGUCAGAACUCCAGUAUCCACGACCUCUGAGUUCCAAAGAGCAGAACAGUUGUUAAUCAAGGGAGGAACAAUCAGGAAACUACCUGAGGCAAGAUUAAAGGGACCAGAGAGGCUCAAGGUUAGGAGCCCCAACCGCCUAAGACCUUGCAUACAACCUCACCCUUUUGCAGAAGAAAGAAGGCAAGACUAUUACUGCCUAGAUCCUUAUCACACACCCUUGCCUGACUAUGUAACCUCCGCCUACUCACCCCUGAGUGGGGCAGGUUUCUUGAGACCCCGCUGUUUCUUUGUGGCCAGCCACUCUCUUUCUCCUCCAUAA
Molecule: messenger RNA, 381 nt
Organism: Rangifer tarandus platyrhynchus (Svalbard reindeer)
Lineage: Eukaryota; Metazoa; Chordata; Mammalia; Artiodactyla; Cervidae
Source: the annotation of a GenBank genome assembly